GCACGUGUUGGAGUUGAUUUGAGUGAAGAUUUCCUUGGCAGCCAAGCGGUGAAAGAACAGAGAACUCGUCAGUCUUUCGGUGUAAAAGAAAAACGUUCUAACGCAGGUUCGGCACGAGCGGAAGUCCCGUUUUGCAUACCGUUUUUGAUUUGCAGGCAAAAAGCGCUCCAGUUAAUGACAAAAGACGUUAAUAUGACUUCGGAAUCAGCUGUGCCACCACCCGCCGUCUGGGCUCAAAGAAGCGAUGUCAUAUAUCUAACCUUAAACGUAGAAUGCACCGAGCCGGAGAUCAAAUUCACCGAGAAUUCAUUGUCAUUUAGCGGAGUUGGAAAGCCGGAGGGUAAAAAACACGAACUCAAUGUGGAAUUUUACGACAAAAUCAAUCCGGAAAAGGUUGCAACGAAGAAUAUCAAACGUUGCAUUGAAUUCGUCAUUGCCAAAGCGGAUCCUCAGACACCUUACUGGCCACGGCUGCUAAAAGACAAGACCAAACCUCAUUGGCUGAAGGUGGACUUUAACCGAUGGAAGGACGAAGAGUCGAAUGAUGAAGAGGGAAACAAUGCGGACGAUCUGGCAGACUUGCUUCGGAUGCAAUCAUCGGACAACAAGAAAGAGCUAUCCUUCGAUGAUUUAAGCGAUGAGCAGGAGGCUGAUUCGGACGAUGAAUACCUUCCGGGGCUGAUGGAAUCUUAAAUUCCGACAUCUCCCCCCCCGGAACGUCACGCAUACCACACAAACACACACACCCCCUCCGUGUAGCUGCUCUACCACCCAGCCCAUGUUGCGCGUUCUGUAUCGAAUAGAAUGUAUGGGAUAAGGCCGCGCGUGUUUCGAGCACGGUUUUUGUUUAAAUUCGCCAUCUCUUCAGCAGCGUCAUCAGCUAGAAUUAGGUACGGUUUUGGAGUUUGGAGCAACCUCCGGCUCUCGGACAGCACACAAAUACACCGACACACGGUUAAUAGGAACGGUAGGAGUAAAAGGAUCAAACUGGCGCUCUUCUCCACUUGCUAGCCAGGGUAGCAGGGGAUACACGAUGGAAAAGGAAACAGCAAAAAAAAAACAUGUAAGGGAAGUAAAUAAAGGGGUGAGGCGAGAGAGUGUUCCAAUACAAUAAUACUAUAGAAAUUAUCCUUAAACAACCAACCGACAAAACUCGUAUGCAAGUCAAAACAAACAAAAAAUAUAACCAAAUGGAGUUUUGGGACGAAAGAUAGAAGCAUA
Anopheles funestus (African malaria mosquito) is the source of this 1221-nucleotide messenger RNA. RefSeq lists its product as uncharacterized. Lineage: Eukaryota; Metazoa; Arthropoda; Insecta; Diptera; Culicidae. Gene Ontology annotation, cellular component: nucleus; cytosol. Gene Ontology annotation, molecular function: Hsp90 protein binding; protein-folding chaperone binding. Gene Ontology annotation, biological process: protein folding; chaperone-mediated protein complex assembly. The transcript is spliced from 4 exons. Bases 175 to 693 code for a protein of 172 amino acids. The record is from RefSeq and is a predicted model, not a curated record.